Messenger RNA from Gregarina niphandrodes, 291 nucleotides. RefSeq names its product RNA-directed DNA polymerase. NCBI's taxonomy places the organism in Eukaryota, Apicomplexa, Conoidasida, Eugregarinorida, Gregarinidae. The annotation marks the transcript as partial. The transcript has a single exon. The record is from RefSeq and is a predicted model, not a curated record.
AAACAGGUGGCAAAGCAAUUGGAGCUAGGAGUCAUCCAACCCUCCAAGAGCGAAUGGGCCGCUGCACCUCACUUCGUUAAAAAGAAGACGGGAGAGUGGAGAUGCGUCAUCGACUACCGCAGACUGAACGCGGCCAUGACGGCAGACUCAUAUCCUCUACCACGCAUCUGGGAUCAUCUGCGACGAGUCGCCGGACAACGGUACUAUUGCACGCUAGACAUGAACAGUGGAUUCUGGAACGUGCCAAUCGAGGAGGGGAGCAAGGCGACUGGUAAUCGGAUCGUCACUUGA